Messenger RNA from Oncorhynchus keta (chum salmon), 3851 nucleotides. RefSeq lists its product as uncharacterized. Gene Ontology annotation, cellular component: shelterin complex. The record is from RefSeq and is a predicted model, not a curated record. The transcript has 6 exons. Gene Ontology annotation, biological process: telomere capping; regulation of telomere maintenance via telomere lengthening. The coding region runs from base 1033 to 2466 and encodes 477 amino acids. Gene Ontology annotation, molecular function: telomeric repeat DNA binding. Lineage: Eukaryota; Metazoa; Chordata; Actinopteri; Salmoniformes; Salmonidae.
AGUUGGGGUAUAUAAACUACAGGGCCGGGCAUUUACCCCAAGACCAAUGCAGUGUGAUCACUGUAGAGCUUUUGAACAUGUUUCAAAUCAAGUGUUUGCAGAAGGGGAGAUGUGGAAAUUGUUUUAGAAGUGAUGAAAAUGUAACAUGUUGCAAUUGUAGUGGGAACCAUGAAGCUUCUUUGGAAUGCCCGACCAGGGUAGAAGAGAAUUUGGCCAAAAUCCGGGUUUUCCAAAGCAUUUCAUAUGCAGCGGCUGUUAAGUGUUCGAAUGGUACUCCUAAAGACUCCAUGGUGUCAUGGUGGCGGAUAGGCCUUUGCUGCAGGGGUUGCCUUUCACCAACAGGACUUAUAUGUUAAGAAGGUGGACUGUGUGGCCUUCAUAGCUAUGGUGAUUAAUGGCACUACCAAGGUGGAGAGGAAAUUCCAGAAAAUAGAUAUCAUUGUGGAUGCGGCAGAGCGGUUCUAGGGACUGAAAGACUUCUCCGCGGAGGAGUUGCAUGGAGUAUUGUCACCAGCCAUAUCACCCUCUCAGGUCCUAGAGCCUGAGAAGGGAAAUAUGGAGAUUUGAAAGAAAGAAGUGGGAGUUUUUAGGGCUCUAUUUCACGUUCUUAGAGGAACAGGACUAAUGAGGACAAUUUAAUGUAGUUAGGCCGUGACUGGCCUUACACUCCUGGUACAGUAGGUGGCGAUGUAUGCACCUUGAAAGUUGGAUACGAUCCGCCAACCCAAUCCUGAAGAAGAGAAAGCAGGAGAAACCAGCGUGUUUUUACGCCUAAAAUUAACAAACUCUUAUGACCAAAGUCAGUGUAAUAGAUACAGAAUAGCAACCUCGAGCGUUGCAUGUUUUCUGUCUGUAUUGCUAGAUAAUCACUUGUUAUUGUAACCUUGUCGUUAACUUACCCAGCAAUCUAAAAAGAAACGCUUUAUUAGCCUAGCUAGCUACAAAGUUGUCUACAAAGUUGGCUUGGGAAGUGAGCUAAAGCUAGCUAGCCAUUCUAAGUAUAAAAAUCGACCUAACUUCGAACGGGACAAUAUGGCAACUAAGAAGUCAUCUGAAAUGGACAUCUUCCUUUCCUUCUCCUCCCUACGCCUCCUGGCCCCUCCCAUCCGGCUGGUCUCUGCUGCCAUGUGGAAGGUGAUGAAGCAACGUGAUGUGAUGCAUUAUGGGACGCUGGAGGAGUUUGUGACAUCCUGCUGUGAGACUGUCCCUGGCCUGCUCACAUCUAGACACCAGGCCAAGCUGGCUCUGGGGCUGAGAUCACGGCUGAUCUUAGAGCUGUGCAAUGGCUCAGACCCACCAGAUCCAGCGGUUAUCCUUACCCAGCUGGAAAGAAUCCGUGGCCCCAACCCGUCCUCUGCCCUGAAAAAGGAUGUGAAGAUUGAAACAGCAGUGACCAACCUCCGGGACCUGGUUGAAAGCUUUCUGAAAGAACCCACAGAGAGAGAACUAUUCUACAAGGUGGAGUUUCUGUCAGAGUAUGGGCCUCAGUUUGACCAGGAGCUGGAGAAACUGCUGUGGGAGUUCCUGCUCCGACUGGACCAGCUUCUCCCAGUGCCCAACCUGGCUCAGACGGUGUCGUGGCUCACUGCUGCCCCUCCUGUCCUGGAGGAGUGUGCGCAGGCUGCCUCCCAACCCCAGCUCCUGAGGACCCUGCUCCAGCACCAGAUCUGCCUGGGACACCUGGAUUCUGCAGCUUCUCUCUCUCCGUGUAUGGGUGACUACCUCCUCUCAUCACUCUCUCUCCCUCCCUCUGGAAGAGUGCAGCAAAGCGUCAAAUCAAGAUCUAAGCCUGCCUCGGUUUCCACCCCAAGCCCUCUGUCUUUAACCCCAUUAACUGAUUACAGACAAACAAACUUGUCAUUGCCCGUCGCACCUGUGAUUGGCGGGAUUUGCAACGAAGACCUUCCAGUCAUGGCUUCAGCCAAUAAGAGGGCAAGAACUUUCCAGGAAGAUGUUGUUAUCCAAUCGGUUUCAAGAGAUGUGGAGGAGGACGCUGAGUCAACAGAGAGGUCAAAAUAUACAUGGGUCAAAAGCAGAGAAGAGGAAUCCGAAGAGGACGAGGAGAUCAUGGUCAUGAGAAGAGGGAGGAAGAGGAGGAGUGUGAGAGACAGAGGGAGUGAAAGAGUGCUCAGGAGAGGGUGUGGGGGGGAGUUUGUUAGAGAUGGAGAGACUGAGAGAGACCUUCUUAGGGACUGUUUGGUCCAGUUGGGGAUCGCAAACCUCAAGGUUCCGGAAGACCAUCGCCUCUAUUCUUACAUCACAGCCUGUCUGCUCAACAAACCCAGGGUGCUCAUCCCCCGACUGAUUUCAACAGACAUCCCUGCUCUUUUGAAGUCACAACCUCCUUCCUGCAGCAACGGGACACCAACAGCAGGGGAAGGGAGCUCUCUAUGGGGACAGAGGCCCAAGUUGCCCGGCGAUAACUGCAUGUCGGCUUCCUUCGACCUGGCAACGGAAGUUGAGUGACAGGUCAUUGACCCUAGAUAUGGGGCUUCCAGCAUCAGCUGACAAAGAGUAAGAUAAAUACAGGUGCUGAUUUAAACAACCAAGGAUACUUUCCUAUACUAGCCUGGUUGCCAGAUCUGGCUGUGCUUUCUUUAGUAAAAUGAUGUUGUUCAUUCAUCGUUCCAUACGUUCAUCAUCUCAUACAUGUAAGUGGAAUGAUGGCACACAACUGUAAUUGUUUAAAUCAGCAACGGAUCGAGCAAUCAGGCUAGUCAAAUACCCACUAGUACUACAGUUUUUUAUUUUUUUAAAUUGCUUUUAUGCUAUUUUCACAAGUAUGUCGUGAAUUUUCAAAAGGCUUCGUACAAAACUUCGAACUGGUAACACUUGUAACGCAGAAAAUCUCAUAUUCAAAACUUCAUUCUAAGUUCAUUUUGAAGAAAACUUUCACCACACAAGGUGCUACACCUUGAAUUUCUCUCCUAUGUGGAAGCUAGGUGAAAAUAAACUUGGAUUUAAUGCGGGCCAAACGAAAUCUGUUCUCUAAUUCACUGAUACAUUUAUGAUGGUCUACAUAUUCACUCUUUGGAUGGCUCGUAUCAUCAAGUGGGUUCCCGCCUAUAAAUAUCUCAGUGUCUGGAUUGAUAAAUAUCUGAGUGUCUGGAUUUAUAAAUAUCUGAGCAUCUGGGUUGAUAAAUAUCUCAGUGUCUGGAUUGAUAAAUAUCUGAGCGUCUGGAUUUAUAAAUAUCUGAGCGUCUGGGUUGAUAAAUAUCUGAGCGUCUGGGUUUAUAAAUAUCUGAGCGUCUGGAUUUAUAAAUAUCUGAGCGUUAAAAAAUAAAAAUUUGUUAAACGUACAGAUGCACUACACAAAGAGCUAAGAUUUAAAGGGGUUUUCUUUUUAGAAAUAGAUCGUGCCUCUCCAUGAACGGCAGGAAGCAUAUUGUACAGUCAUCUUCUCUGCCAGUUCUUGACUACGGUGACACCAUUUACCAGAAUGCAGCAGCCACUACUCUUAAACCAUCGAAUGCCGUCUACCAUAGCGCCCUUCGCUUUAUUACAGGUGAGGGCUUUUUAAUACUCAUCACUGCAUCCUGUAUCAGAAGGUCAGCAGGACCUUGGUUGGUUAAUUCUUUGAGGUCCCACUUGUCUCCACAAACUUAUUUUUUGUUGUGUAUUUUACCAAAUUUUUCUCAAUUUUAAUUCUGUUCACGAUCCGGUUGUGUGAGAGCCUGGGAUCGAUAGGGCAGUUUAAAACUAAGUGUGCAAUUGCUUUAAUGAACUAUUAUAACUUGUUAAAAUAGCCUGAUGUGUUGUUUUGAUUACAUUUUUGUCCCCAGGGCACAAUUGCAAAUGAGACACCAGUCUCAAUUGGGCUCCCCUGAAUAAAAUACAAGUACUUAUUUGAA